AUGGUCUCUCUACCGGACGUCCAAUCCUCAAAUUCCCAAAUAGCCAACACCCUCCCAGCAGGCCUCGUGGCAGUCUUUGUAGGCGCAACAAGUGGCAUCGGCGAAGCAGCCUUGAAAGAGUUCGCCCGCUCAGCCCGAUCUCCUCGCGCAUACUUCAUCGGCCGAUCGCAAGAAGCCGCAGCCCACAUCACAGCCGAAUGCCGACAGUUGAACCCAGAGGGAGAAUUCAUAUUCAUCAAAGCGGAUGUCAGUCUAAUUCGAAAUGUCGACGUAGUCUGUCGCGAGAUUCAGAGUAAAGAGAAGAGUAUCAACAUCCUCUUCCUAAGCUGUGGAACUAGUCGUUUCGGAGAAGAUACAUCCGAAGGCCUUCAUAUCAUAACUGCAACUGGAUACUACGCCCGAACACGCUUCAUAAUCAACCUCCUCCCAAAUCUCAAACAAGCAACGAGCCUACGUCGCGUCGUUAGCGUCCUGGCCGGCAGCCAAGAAGGUCCCAUCGACGUAACCGACUUCCAAGCAAAAAAGAUGUCUAUGCUAAACAUCCGUGGACAUAUGGUUUCAAUGACUGAUAUGACCCUGGAAACGCUGGCCGAGCAAGCGCCAGAAGUCACGUUUAUUAACGAUUACCCCGGUCCAGUCAAGACGGGGAUUGGGCGCGAGUCGAAUACUUUCCUCACUCGGCUUAUGGGUAUCAUGCUCAUAUUUAUCGGGCCGUUUAUUUACAUUCCAAUUCGGGAGUCUGGGGAGAGACAUCUUUUCUUCGCGACAAGUGCUAAGUAUCCACCCCGUAUUCACUUAGAUGAGGUAGAAGUGUCAUCUGGUGUGCCUUUGUCGGAGGGGGUUGAGGUUGCCAGUGGGACGGAUGGGAAGGUUGGGAGUGGGGUUUACAGUAUUCAUUGGAGGGGAGAGCAUGCUGGUCCUAGGGUCGUAGAAUUGUUGGCUGGACUUCGUGAGCAAGGGAUAGCAAAAAAAGUUUGGGAGCAUACAGUCGGGGAGUUUGAUAGAAUUGUUGGGCCGGCGGAUGUCUGA
Messenger RNA from Penicillium vulpinum, 1029 nucleotides. Its product is annotated as Short-chain dehydrogenase/reductase SDR. Lineage: Eukaryota; Fungi; Ascomycota; Eurotiomycetes; Eurotiales; Aspergillaceae. Gene Ontology annotation, biological process: secondary metabolic process. The transcript has 2 exons. Bases 1 to 1029 code for a protein of 342 amino acids. The record is from RefSeq and is a predicted model, not a curated record.